Molecule: messenger RNA, 3740 nt
Organism: Thlaspi arvense
Lineage: Eukaryota; Viridiplantae; Streptophyta; Magnoliopsida; Brassicales; Brassicaceae
Source: the annotation of a GenBank genome assembly
GGGUAUAAGAUUUAGUUUCCAGCUUCUGACAUUUUGUUCCUUUUACGAUCAGGAAAAGACCAAAACAAGAAGAGUCUCUGUCCUCCAAUGGCAGAGCUACGACCAAACCAUCGUCCCCCUCAGGUGUUCAUCAGUUUCAAUGGAGCUGAGCAUCGCGACAACUUCAUCAGAUAUCUUGUGUGGGGAUUGAGAAGCGAAAGAAUCAACGUUUUCAUUGACACAGGAGAAGCCAAUAGGAGAGAGAUACGAAACCUUUUCACAAAGAUCGAGGAUUCAAACAUCGCGGUCGUCAUCUUCUCCAAGAGGUAUACAGAGUCAGAGAUAUGCUUGAACGAGCUUCAAAAGAUGCACGAGCACGCUGAACAAAACAGACUCGUGGUGAUUCCUGUCUUCUACGACGUGAGCACGAGUGAUGUGAAGAACCUCGAGGGUGAAUUUGGUAGUCAUUUCAAGGAAAUGAAGGAGAAAUACAGAAACGAUCCACUCAAGAUGUUGAAUUGGGAGGAUUCCUUGAGCUCAAUAUCUGAAAGAACCGGCUUAACCUCAGAAGAACACGGAACGGGUUUAGGUCUUGUCAGGGAAAUAGUUAGCGCCGUUAAGAACGAGCUACCAAACUCCUCGGGAGGAAGAAUCAAUAUGUCAAAAGGACAAGUGUUUGUUUUGGCUUCAGCUGCGGUUUUUCUCUUUACUCUCUUCACAGCGCGUUUGUUUUGCACGGAUGUGAAAGCUUACAAGGCUGUUAACAAAGACUGGCUUCGCCAUAGCCACAGGUAUAUGAAGUCUGUUGCAGCAAAGACUGGCUUCGCCAUAGCUACAUGUAUCUUUUUGUUUGGAUUAAGAUUCUAUCAACAGGUGUUCAUUAGUUUCCAUGGAGAUGAGCUUCGCGACAACUUCAUUAAAUAUCUUGUGUGGGGAUUGAGAGACGAAAGAGUCAACGUUUUCAUUGAUAGAGGAGAAGCAAACAGGAGAGACAUACGAAACCUAUCCACAAAGAUCGAGGAUUCAAACAUCGCUGUCGUCAUCUUCUCCAAAAUGUAUACAGAGUCAGAGAUAUGCUUGAACGAGCUUCAAAAGAUGCACGAGCACGCUGAACAAAACAGACUCGUGGAAAUGAGGGAGAAAUACAUAAACGAUCCACUCAAGAUCUUGAAUUGGGAGGAUUCCUUGAGCUCAAUAGCUGAAAGAACCGGCUUAACCUCAGAAGAACACGGAACGGGUUUAGGUCUUGUCAGGGCAAUAGUUAGCGCCGUUAAGAGCGAGCUACCAAACUCCUCAGGAGGAAGAACUAAUAUGUUGAAAGGACAAGUGUUUGUUUUGGCUUCAGCUGCGGUUUUUCUCUUUAGUCUCUUCGUAGCUCGUUUUUUUUGCACGGAUGUGAAAGCUUACAAGGCUGUUAAGUGUUUGCUAGGUGUUCCUGUUUUGGUUGGUCUCUUGCACCAGCUUUAUUGUCUAUGAACUUCUUCAGUGAUCACAUUUAUCACCAAUUCUUAGUCAAAUGGCUUUACUCUGUUUCAUUGUUAUUUACUACUACUACCUAAAGAACAAACUGUGUCCUGUAUUACUCUGCUUUUGUCUGUAAGCUUAUGAAAAUAACAGUUUAUUGUCUUUUGUACUCUUCUUCAUUGGUAUGAACACGUGAAGGGUUUCUCUCUUAAUAUUUUCCCUGUAAAAACGUUCUUGACCGACCCAUGACCCGGAACUCAGAGGAUUACAGUGAUGUUUAAAGAUGACUGUUGUUGUAUAAUAUUAAAGAAAGACUGAGGAAAAGGCCUAGACUUUGGCAUUAAUUCACGAAUUGGUCUGACGAAUAAAGAAUGCUUUCUCUCUUCUCUGUUUUUUUCAGUCGAACCUACCACCAUCGGGCAGGUCCAACUACCCUUUCCUCUGGUGUUUGUCAACUUUCGUGGAUCCGAACUAUCCGAUAACUUUGUCAGGAAUCUCGUGUGGUCCUUGAGUUGAGAGAGACCCAGUGAUCAGCGUCUUCAUUGAUAACUACGAGCGGAAGUGGAGAAAACUAAAAGGUCUCUUCACAAGGAUCAAGAAGUCAAACAGAUCACGCUUGCAAUCUUCUCUGAGAGGUACUAUAAGUAAAAAAUGGUGAGUUUCACCAUUCUUUUCAACUAAAUGAAGCCGAAAUACACAGAGGAGCCUGAGAGCGCCGAGAGAUGGGAGUGUGACUAAAAGAUUUGGAUUUUCCCCGGCAAACUACAGGUUCUUCGAUUGUUCUCGAUGAAUCUUCUAUCACAGAUAUAGCAGAAUUACAGUUCUUUAUCUAACUCAUGUUUUUUUGCAGAAACGAUGACUAUAGAGGUUAACUAAAUGAUGAGCGUAGUUCUCUUUACUUGAUACUCUCUUCAUCUUUAACAGUCUCUAAAUUCAAAACCCACCAAAAAAAUCCGCAUUCUUGACCCGACCCAUGAGACAGUGAUGUGCUUUCUCUCGUUGUUGCCAAAUAUUAAACUAAAGACUGAGAAACGCGUAUAGACUUUGACUCAGGGUAAUGGAAAACUAGUACGGUGAAUAAAAAUAUGGUCUCUCUUUAUGUUUUAUAAGAAGCCAAUGAGAAGAACAAAAGUCUUCACCAGCUACAUUUUCUUUUUUGUCUCUCUCAGGCGAACUCACAAAACCAUUCCAAUGAAGUCGAAGAAGGCCGCCAGAGCACCACGUCCCCCUCAGGUAUUCAUCAACUUCCGAGGAGAUGAGCUCAGAGACAACUUCGUGAACCAACUCGUGAGGGCCUUAAGAGAAGCAGACAUCAAUGUCUUUAUAGACGUCCACGAGUUAAAAGGGAGAAAACUAAAGACUCUCUUCACAAGGAUCCAGAACUCAAAGAUCGCCCUCGCCAUAUUCUCCAAGAGGCACUGCGAGUCCGAGUGGUGUUUGAAUGAGCUUGAGAUGAUGAAUGAGCAAAUGAACCAAGGGAAACUCGUGGUGAUCCCAAUCUUCUAUAACGUAACAGCAAACGAUGUGAAAAGAGCAUGCGAUCUCGAUAGAGAAGCCGAUUCCAAGGGCAAAGAAGGAGAGUUCACUAGACUUUUCAAGAAAAUGAGGCAGAAACACGCAGAUGAUCCCAAGAUGGUUAACAGAUGGGAGCUUGCCCUGAAGUCUGUAACCGCAAGAAUCGGCCUUUCCACUGAAGUAUACAGAAAGUCUCUGGUGAAGUCUAUAGUUGUGGAGGUUAGGAGAAAUCUAGGGAUGCCUCUGGAGAAACCUAUGUCUGAUAUAAAUAUUGCCUUCAUGGCUCUUUGGGCAAGUUCGGUCUUUAGCUUUAUCAUAGCUCCUCUGCUUUUCCCUGAUGUGAAGUUCUUCAAGACUGGUAAGUGGGUCUUAAGUAUUCCGUUCUUGGUUGUUGCGUGGCACAUGUGGGAUAGGGAAAACCAAAACACACCUUUGGCUUACUUCAGUCAACUGAGCCCUUCCACCGUUUGGGUUGAUAUGGAGAGACGUAACAACGAACCGGCUUUCGCCGGGAAAGGGGCACGGCGUCACCACACCGCUUGAGCUUGUGAGAAUCAGACCAAACCACAGGAUUUUUGUCUGCCACCGUUCUUCAAGAGCCGUGGCUAUAACAGUUAUAAAGACCUGAAGCGAAUUGCAAAACUUCUUUUCUUUGCGAGAUCUUCUUUUGUAUUGCUUUUAGUUAUCAUUGGAAGCAUUAUUGUAUUCUUUUUCUUGACAAAAUAACAUCAUAAAAUCUUUAUUUACAGAACAGAACAAAGUUUCAGACCACUAAUACCUUC